AUGUCGGACAAAGCAGGCGUCUUUAUCCCGCAAUAUGCGUCCUACAACUGGACGGGCGCUCCCUCCGACUAUGAGGCUCUCACGACCAACGAAAUCGGUGGCGAUUCCAGAACGGAAAAUCUGAACAAAUGGUUUCAACCCGGUGACCAAGCAUUCAUCAUCGUGUCCUCGGCCAUGGUGAUGGUCAUGAUUCCUGGUCUGGCCUUCCUUUACUCCGGUCUCGCGCGCCGCAAGUCAGCUCUGAGUAUGAUCUGGGCCUGUAUGGCCUCGUUCUCCGUCGUCACCUUCCAAUGGUAUUUCUGGGGUUAUUCUCUCGCCUUUUCUCCGACUGCAACCAACGGCUACAUCGGCAACCUGCGCAACUUCGGUUUGAUGAAGACCUUGGCCGAUCCUAGUCCGGGCUCUCCACUGAUUUCGAACCUUCUCUUUGCUUUCUAUGAGAUGCAAUUCUGCGGAGUUACGGCAGCGAUUAUCAUGGGAGCUGUGGCGGAACGUGGACGCAUGCUCCCCGCAAUGGUGUUCGUCUUCAUUUGGGCCACGAUUGUGUACUGUCCUCUGGCGUGCUGGGCAUGGAACUCGAACGGUUGGGCCUACAAGUAUGGAGUCCUGGAUUACGCUGGUGGCGGUCCCGUCGAGAUCGGGUCUGGUCUGUCGGCACUUGCCUACUCCAUGGUUUUGGGCCGUCGCCAGGAGCGGAUGAUGUUGAACUUCCGCCCGCACAACGUCUCUCUCAUUCUCCUGGGAACUGUCUUCCUUUGGUUCGGAUGGCUGGGAUUCAACGGUGGCUCGGCUUUUGGAGCGAACCUUCGUGCCACCAUGGCUUGCUGGAACUCUAACUUGACCGCUGCCUUCGCCGGCAUGACCUGGGUUCUUCUCGAUUGGCGCUUGGCUCGCAAGUGGUCCAUGGUCGGCUGGUGCUCUGGUACCAUCUCGGGCCUCGUUGCGGCUACUCCGGCUUCUGGUUUCGUUCCUCCCUGGGCUAGUGUGAUCCUGGGCGUUGUGACUGGUAUUGUUUGCAACUACUCCACCAAGGUGAAAUACUGGAUCCGUAUCGACGACUCGAUGGAUGUGUUCGCGGAACACGGUGUUGCGGGAAUUGUCGGUCUUAUCUUCAACGCCCUCUUUGCGGACGAUUCGAUUGUUGGACUGGACGGUGUCAACACUGGAUCGGGACAGGGAGGCUGGCUGAUCCACAACUACAAGCAACUCUAUAUUCAAAUCGCCUAUGUCGUCGCUACCUGCGCCUACUCAUUCGUCAUGUCCGCCAUCAUUGCCUAUGCCAUCAACGCCAUUCCCGGUCUGAAACUGCGUGCCUCGGAAGAAGCCGAACUGCUGGGUAUGGACGAUGACCAGCUGGGUGAAUUCGCCUACGACUACGUCGAAGUCCGCCGUGACUACCUCGCCUGGACCCCUCAGCAGCACAACCAGCUUGAAGACGGCCACCAGAUUCCCGCUGCGGCGCGGUACGGAAUUGGCGAGCACAGUGAGAUGAUGCUGGACGGCCACGCCCCGGUUGGUGUGGACAGCCGUGGCUGCAGCGAGGGUGACUCGGGCAUCCAGGAGCUGAAGAUGCAACCUGCGCCGCGACAGGUAGCAGAACACCACGCGCCGCAUGAACCCGAGCCGGUCGAAGAGCCUAUCCCGACGACUCAAAUCAACGAGAAGGUGACGACUUGA
Aspergillus niger is the source of this 1677-nucleotide messenger RNA. RefSeq lists its product as uncharacterized. Gene Ontology annotation, molecular function: ammonium channel activity. The record is from RefSeq and is a predicted model, not a curated record. Lineage: Eukaryota; Fungi; Ascomycota; Eurotiomycetes; Eurotiales; Aspergillaceae. The transcript has 4 exons. Gene Ontology annotation, biological process: ammonium transmembrane transport. Gene Ontology annotation, cellular component: plasma membrane. Bases 1 to 1677 code for a protein of 558 amino acids.